CAAUAACAAAAAAAACCCUACAAAACACAAAUCUCAUCUUCACUCUCACACAUCUCUCUGCAUUUCUAGGUUUUCAUCUUUCUCACCGCCGCACUCUCUCUCUCUCUCUCAACCAACAAUGGCAGAACGCGGUGGUGCAGCUGGAGGUGCAGCUGGAGAACGUGGCGGAUUCGGAAGAGGUUUCGGAGGAAGAGGAGGAGGAGGAAGAGGCGGAGACAGAGGCCGUGGUCGUAGAAGAGCAGGCCGUCGUGAAGAAGAAGAAAAAUGGGUUCCAGUAACAAAACUCGGCCGUCUCGUGAAAGAAGGUAAAAUCCGUAGCCUUGAACAGAUCUAUCUUCAUUCUCUUCCAAUCAAAGAGCAUCAAAUCAUCGACACACUCGUCGGUCCAACAUUGAAAGAUGAAGUGAUGAAAAUCAUGCCGGUUCAGAAACAAACUCGAGCCGGUCAAAGAACCCGGUUCAAAGCAUUUGUUGUAGUUGGUGAUAACAAUGGUCAUGUUGGUUUAGGUGUUAAGUGUAGUAAAGAAGUUGCUACCGCGAUUCGCGGUGCGAUUAUUCUUGCAAAAUUGAGUGUGAUUCCUAUUAGGAGAGGUUAUUGGGGUAAUAAGAUUGGUAAACCACAUACUGUUCCUUGUAAGGUUACUGGUAAAUGUGGUUCUGUUACUGUUAGAAUGGUUCCUGCUCCUAGAGGUAGUGGAAUUGUUGCUGCUAGGGUUCCUAAGAAGGUUUUGCAGUUUGCUGGGAUUGAUGAUGUUUUUACUUCUUCCAGAGGAUCUACUAAGACUCUUGGCAAUUUUGUUAAGGCUACAUUUGAUUGUCUGAUGAAAACCUAUGGUUUCUUGACCCCUGAAUUCUGGAAGGAGACUCGCUUCAGCAGAUCACCAUUCCAAGAGUUCACAGAUCUGUUGGCAAAGCAACCAGGAAAGACCAUAACCUUGGAGGAGGAAAGGGUGGAAGCUUGAAUUUUACCUGUUUUAGUUUUUUUGGAUAAUCUAUGUUGAGCAUGUUAGGAACUAGUGCUUUCAUACUUAUUUGUUUCUGUGGUUUACUUUAUUUUUGAUGGACGGAAUUUCUUUUUAUAUUGCAUUUGGUUGUUUCGACUUUUUAAGUUAUAAUAAUUGAAUGGAUAUUUGCAAGUUUAAAA
Messenger RNA from Trifolium pratense (red clover), 1143 nucleotides. RefSeq names its product 40S ribosomal protein S2-4-like. Gene Ontology annotation, cellular component: cytosolic small ribosomal subunit; ribosome. Gene Ontology annotation, biological process: translation. The coding region runs from base 119 to 961 and encodes 280 amino acids. Gene Ontology annotation, molecular function: RNA binding; structural constituent of ribosome. The record is from RefSeq and is a predicted model, not a curated record. Lineage: Eukaryota; Viridiplantae; Streptophyta; Magnoliopsida; Fabales; Fabaceae. The transcript has 2 exons.